GGGAGUGACUUUUGAGAUAAUUUUUUCUGGGAAGUGCUCAAAAGAGCUAACUUUGUUUCUCACCUUAUAAUUCUUUUGACUUUGUUAAUAAGUGACGUUUUUGUUGGCAGCUGGAGUUUGAUGAUUUUUUUUCAUUUAAUUGACAUGAUAUCGUGUUUUGGGUGUUGACUUAUUGGUGCAAUGAUCUACUCUUGUUAUUUUAUCAUAGUUAUCAGCUGUUCAGAGCUUAUACUGUAGAUAAUUUUUUAGUUUUCUGUUUGAUCUUGACAAUUUUGCUUGCUUUAUUUGGACUUAUGUUAUCUGUAGAUAAUCAUUGCAAUACUGACAACUCAAAAGUGAAUUCUUGUAACCAGUAUUUACUAUCAAAGCCGUGUGAUCAAGAACUGAUUGGGAAUAUUGUAGUUUAAGGGUAGCGAAAUGAUUAUGAAACUGGAAUAAAAAGUUUCAUUUGAUUUGACUUUUGCACAGUAUUUUGACUGCCAGUUUACUUGAAUUGUUCAGGAACUGCUGUAUGUAUUGGAAUUCAAUAUGAAUUUUAAAAUUUAGUGAAUGCUUUGCAAUAUGCUAUGCUAUGCUAUUCUAAGGUUUCACAUAAUCUAUGUUGUGUUGUAUAUGCUGAAUUUGUCUGCAAUAUCAUAUUUUAAUAGUUGAUCCCUAUAAUUCGUUGCAUGCAGAAAGUUUGAAUGGAGCAAAGGUCAAACUGUGUUGUACCAAGUCAAUCUGAAGGUUCAUCCAAUACUCCUUCAGUCAACAUUUCUAGAAAGUGGGAAACUGGUGCAUGGGGAAUCCCACAUAAAACCGUGGCAUAUCAUUCAUCAAGUGAUGCAUGCUUAUUUUCUAGUUCUUUACCUGUACUUCCCCAUGAAAAAUUGAACUUUGCUGAUGUGGAGCAUUCUGGUCAUUCUGUUGAUGAUAAAUCGCCUGAGUUAUGUAAGCUAGAACUUAAGAAUGAUGGAAAGGACCUACUCGAAGAUGUUGAAACAAAUGCAAUUGGAAGUUUGCUUCCUAGUGAUGAAGAUGACCUCCUUGCUGGCGUUAUGGAUGACUUCGACCUAAGUGAGUUGCCUAGUCAGUUGGAGAACUUGGAGGAGUAUGAUGUCUUUGGUACUGGAGGGGGAAUGGAAUUGGACUUUGAACCUCAAGAGAGCCUUAGUAUUGGGCUAUCAAAGAUGAACCUCUCUGAAGGGGUACUUGCAAAUGGGAUUGGUCAUUAUCCUCUUCCAAAUGGUGUGGGAACGGUGGCUGGGGAACAUCCCUAUGGAGAGCAUCCUUCAAGAACAUUGUUUGUACGAAAUAUCAAUAGUAACGUUGAAGACUCUGAAUUGAGAUCUCUCUUUGAGCAAUAUGGAGAUAUAAGAACUUUGUAUACUGCAUGCAAGCAUAGGGGCUUUGUAAUGAUUUCAUACUAUGAUAUUCGAGCUGCACGGACUGCAAUGCGUGCAUUACAAAAUAAGCCACUGAGGCGAAGAAAGCUGGAUAUUCACUUCUCAAUUCCCAAGGAUAACCCAUCAGAGAAAGAUAUAAAUCAGGGAACCCUUGUAGUAUUCAACUUGGAUCCAUCCGUAUCAAAUGAUGACCUUCGCCAAAUAUUUGGGGCUUAUGGAGAGGUCAAAGAGAUCAGGGAAACACCACACAAGCGACACCAUAAAUUCAUAGAAUUUUAUGAUGUUAGAGCUGCAGAGGAAGCUCUUAGAGCAUUGAAUUGGAGUGACAUAGCUGGGAAACGCAUAAAGCUUGAACCUAGUCGUCCUGGUGGAGCUCGUCGAAACUUGAUGCAGCAGCUAACUCAGGAGCUGGAACACGACGAAGCACAAAGUUUUACGCAUCACAUAGGUUCUCCGGUUGCUAACUCUCCUCCAGGUAAUUGGGCACACUUUGGCAGUCCUGUUGAACAAAAUCCUUUGCAUGCUUUUAGUAAGUCUCCUGGUUUGGGAUCUUUCAGCCCUGUAAGUAACAAUAAUUUGACUGGACUAGCUUCAAUUCUCCCUCAUCAUGUGCCUAACUCUCUGAAGAUUGCACCUAUUGGUAAGGAUCUAGGCAAGACCAAUAAUGCAAACCAAAAUUUUACUAAUACUGGGGCAGUGCAAGGAGCAUCCUACCAGCAUUCUAGAUACUUUUCUGAGCAAAAGGCAAGUGCAAGCCCUGGACCAAUUUCUGCCUUCAGUGAAUCUAAUUCGAGUUCAUCUGGUACUGGAACAUUGACCGGUCCUCAGUUUCUAUGGGGAAGUCCCACUCCUUUCUAUGAGCGUGCUAGUUCUGAUUGGCCAACACAAUCAGUGACGCACCCUUUUUCAUCAAGUGGACAAGGUUUUCCAUAUACAAGUCGACAUGGCUCAUUUCUUGGUUCAAGCAACCAUCAUCAUGUGGGAUCUGCUCCUUCUGGCAUGCAUUUUGAUAGGCACUUUAACUCUCUCUCAGAGUCACCUGAAACAUCUUUUAUGAAUCCUGUUCCUUUUGCUGGUGCGGGUUUAAAUCGUAGCAAUGGCAGCUUUUUUAUGAAUAUUGGUACCCGUGGAACUAUCAAUGCUGGUGUUGGUCACCUAGGGAAUGUAACUGAAAAUGGUUCACCUAAUUUCAGAAUGAUGUCAAUGCCGAGGCAUGGUCCUAUUUUCUUUGGGAAUGGUUCUUAUCCUGGUCAAGGUAUGGCUGGCAAUGAAGGGUUGGCUGAUCGCAGUCGAAGUCGGCUAGUUGAAAAUAACGGAAACCAGAUUGAUAACAAGAAGCAGUAUCAACUUGAUUUGGAUAAAAUAAUAAGCGGAGAAGAUACUAGGACCACUUUAAUGAUUAAAAAUAUCCCCAACAAGUAUACCUCAAAGAUGCUGCUUGCUGCCAUUGAUGAAAAUCACCGAGGCACUUACAAUUUUCUCUAUUUGCCAAUUGAUUUCAAGAACAAGUGCAAUGUAGGUUAUGCCUUCAUCAAUAUGAUCUCCCCUUCACAUAUUGUCUCCUUCUACCAGGCUUUUAAUGGAAAGAAAUGGGAGAAGUUCAACAGUGAAAAGGUGCCAUCAUUGGCUUAUGCUCGAAUCCAGGGCAAGGCUGCCCUUGUGGCACAUUUCCAAAAUUCGAGCUUGAUGAAUGAAGACAAGAGAUGCCAGCCUAUUCUGUUCCCUUCAGAGGGCCAAGAGACUGGUGAUCAGGAACAUUUCCUCUCUAGCGAUUUGAACAUCUGUAUUCGUCAACCAGAUGGCUCUUAUUCUGGGGAUUCAUUGGAGAGCGAAGCCAGAGAAGAGUUGACAGUAAAUUCGGAUAACUUACCCUUAGCUUUAAAAAGGACUAAGGAUGCUAACAAGUUGAUAAGCGUCUCUUUUUUAAGUGUAUAAAGUUGGAAGACAAAUUAAAACACAAGUAUAUCUUUAAAGCUUGUGUCAUGUGCAGUGUUUGCUUUAUCGGACACUACGUGGUAAUUCACUAGAGAAGUUAAAAAUUACAUGAGGCAGAAAAUGUUGUUUGUAAGUAGAGAAAGAAAUUGUUACUGGAGCAAGGGUGGAAGAAUAAGGUUGAAAUAUGUUGCUGAGUGUUGAAGUCUGUUUGCAACGGGGUGGAGUUACGUUUCGACCUGUGCUUAGGUCUCCUCUGGGUUCUAUUUUCUAAAAAAAGCGUUAGAUGUUUUCGGUCAUUGAUGUCGAUAUGGAAGUAUGGUAACUUGUUUGUAUGUAAAUCUUUGUUGGGGAAUUCCUGAAGGGUACAUGAUUGUUCAUAAACUGUGUAGGAUGUAAUGAACUUUGUUUUUGUCAAAAUAUUUAUGUAUUUGCAGAUAUGUCCAAU
Hibiscus syriacus is the source of this 3765-nucleotide messenger RNA. RefSeq names its product protein MEI2-like 2. NCBI's taxonomy places the organism in Eukaryota, Viridiplantae, Streptophyta, Magnoliopsida, Malvales, Malvaceae. The transcript has 12 exons. The record is from RefSeq and is a predicted model, not a curated record. The coding region runs from base 684 to 3320 and encodes 878 amino acids. Gene Ontology annotation, molecular function: RNA binding.